This is a messenger RNA of Suhomyces tanzawaensis NRRL Y-17324, 1344 nucleotides long. It is a transcript of the gene GDI1, whose product is annotated as Gdi1p. The record is from RefSeq and is a predicted model, not a curated record. Lineage: Eukaryota; Fungi; Ascomycota; Pichiomycetes; Serinales; Debaryomycetaceae. Gene Ontology annotation, biological process: protein transport; vesicle-mediated transport; small GTPase-mediated signal transduction. Gene Ontology annotation, molecular function: Rab GDP-dissociation inhibitor activity. Bases 1 to 1344 code for a protein of 447 amino acids. Gene Ontology annotation, cellular component: cytoplasm. The transcript has a single exon.
AUGGAUGAAAAUUACGACGUUAUAGUCUUAGGUACUGGCUUGACCGAAUGUAUCCUCUCUGGUCUCUUAUCGGUCGAAGGCAAGAAGGUUUUGCACAUCGACAGACAGGACUUCUAUGGAGGAGAGUCUGCAUCUUUGAACCUUUCUCAAUUGUACUCCAAGUUCAAGCCCUCUGCCCAGAAGCCGGACUUGAAGGGUAGAGACAGAGACUGGUGUGUUGAUUUGAUCCCUAAAUUCUUGAUGGCCAAUGGAGAAUUGACCAACAUCUUGGUCCACACCAAUGUCACCAGAUACAUCGAAUUCAAGCAAAUCGGAGGUAGUUACGUCUACCGUAACGGCAGAAUUGCCAAGGUGCCUUCCAACGAGGUUGAAGCUAUCAAGUCGUCCUUGAUGGGCAUAUUUGAGAAGAGAAGAAUGAAGGGGUUCUUGGAAUUCAUCAGCAAGUACGACGAGAAUGUACCAUCCACCCACCAAGGCUUGAACUUGGACUCCAACACCAUGAACGAGGUCUACAACAAGUUCGGCUUGGAAAACGGGACCAAGGACUUCAUCGGCCACGCCAUGGCCUUGUGGUCCACCGACGACUACUUGAACGAGGUGGCCCGUCCUACCUAUGAAAGAAUCUUGUUGUACGUGCAAUCGGUUGCCAAGUACGGUAAGUCUCCAUACAUUUACCCAUUAUACGGUUUGGGCGAGUUGCCUCAAGGUUUUGCCAGAUUGUCUGCUAUCUACGGUGGUACCUACAUGUUGGACACCCCUAUUGACGAGGUGUUGUACGAGGGCGACAAGUUUGCGGGAGUCAAGACCAAGGAAGGCACUGCUAAGGCUCCAAUUGUGAUUGCUGACCCUACCUACUUCCCCGAGAAGGUCAAGAAGACCGGCUCCAAGGUGAUCAGAGCCAUGUGCAUCAUGGACCAUCCCCUUCCAGGCACCAACGACUUGGACUCGGUGCAGAUCAUCAUUCCCCAGAACCAGGUGGGUAGAAAGCAUGAUAUCUACAUAGCUGUCUUGUCUGACGUGCACUGCGUUGUUCCCAAGGGGUACUACUUGGCCAUUGUGUCCACCAUCAUCGAGACCGACACUCCCCACGUCGAGUUGGAGCCUGCAUUCAAGUUGUUGGGCAACCGUUUGGACACCUUGAUGGGCAUUGCCGAGUUGUACGAGCCUGCCAGCGACGGGGCCAGCGACGGUGUCUACAUCUCCAAGAGUUACGACGCUACCUCGCACUUUGAGAGCACCACCGACGACGUCAAGGACUUGUACUUCCGGAUCACUGGCAAGCCCUUGGUAUUAAAGAAGAGAUCCAACAGUGAGGAGGACGAGGGGUUGAACGGUCUUGAGUAG